UGAUCCAGAAAUGAAUUCUCUUCAAGAAUCACCAUAUUCGAAAGAUUUGAACUAUGUGGAUACUACUGCUUCUUUUGACUGCUAUGGAAAUGGGCCUCAAAUGAACACUUUUUACCACCUGCAUUAUUCAAAUGACUCAAUGUCUCUUCCUAGUAUCCAAGCUCAGCAGGAGUAUCAAACAGUCUGCUCCCAACCAUCCUUUCCUUCUGAUCACUUCUCACCAGCAUCAGUUAUGGAUCUUUCUCUGCCUGUAGAUAAGCCCAUCCUCAAUAAUGGAGCUGAAAGUACACUAAGUAUGGAACUUUGGGGUCAACAACUGAACAAUUAUGCAGAUGUAAAACAGGAAAAUAUGAUGAUCCAAGGGCAGUUUUCUACUACUUCACCAAGAAUGUCCCUAGAGAGUCCAACCAUUUCUCAUCAAGACAAAGAUCUGGUAUUGAACCUUAACGAUCCCUGUGAUCGACAAUUUCUGAUGCUGAUUUACAAUAACAACCAGCUUCCGAAUUACUCAAACAUGGAGGAUUUGAGUGCUGAAGUUCCUGAUCCAUGUUACAGUAAAGACUAUGGACACCAAACGGUUGCUAAUGAAAAUAGUAGUGGCCAAUUUCACCCCCAAACUAUGAGUUGGGCAGCGCAUUCGGACAACUUGCCACACGCGAAUUUCGGUAUGGAGGAUAUUGCAGGCAACCAAAAUUGGCUCAACCCUGGAUCUAAUUUUGAUAGUGAAAUUAACAGUUCUUUAUGACAACUUGUGAGGUCUUUUUUCUGUGUGUUUCUUUGUUUUGGUUAGGUAUUUGUCUUUAUUAGGAAGUCAGGUGGCAUACUCUUCUUGUUUAGGGCUU
This is a messenger RNA of Morus notabilis, 842 nucleotides long. RefSeq lists its product as uncharacterized. The transcript is spliced from 2 exons. NCBI's taxonomy places the organism in Eukaryota, Viridiplantae, Streptophyta, Magnoliopsida, Rosales, Moraceae. The record is from RefSeq and is a predicted model, not a curated record. The coding region runs from base 11 to 745 and encodes 244 amino acids.